UUUAACGCGACCGCCGCCGCUUGCUUUUGCAACCUGCAGUUCGAUGCAGCAACUUCGCAUCCCGAGAUAUAAUCUCUGCUCCCUGGAGUGCGUAGUAAUACUUUGGGGGAGGCCACGCCCCCGAGCGUGGUGUCAGAGUGAAAUAGAGGCUCCGGUUGGUCGGGUUGGCGGACAACAUCUGCUGGACUCCUUCAUUCAAGUGACACCCGAGCUUUGAGACGUAUUUGAGGAACCAUCCGUUGCCCCUCCGGGCCACUUUCAGUACUUCUAUCAGCGGCGUUCGCUUCGCAGAGCUUCUCUGCGUAGUUGGGACGGUAGGAGAUUCUGGGUCUUUCGCAAAAGAAGCCGAGAGAGAAGGGCGGGCGGGGGGCUUGGCGGCCUCCAGUCGGCGUGGUUUGGGUACACACAAGGACCAUGUGUGCAGAGUGCUUACGGAAAUUGGUGACCCUGGCGCUGGUCUUUGCAAGUGUGGAUGCGGUGGUGGGCACCGAAGCCACGCAUCCUCCGGAAGGUGCCCAGGACAGAGCUCCUCAGCAAAAAGGGCGGAUGUCUCUGCAAAAUUCAGCUGAAAUCCAGCACUGCCUGGUCAGUGCUGGUGAUGUUGGCUGCAGUGUAUUUGAAUGCUUUGAAAACAACUCUUGUGAGAUUCGAGGUUUGCAUGAGAUCUGCAUGACAUUUCUCCACAAUGCUGGAAAGUUUGAUGCCCAGGGGAAAUCCUUCAUUAAAGAUGCCCUGAGAUGCAAGGCACAUGCUUUGCGGCACAAGUUUAGUUGUAUCAGUCGCAAAUGUCCUGCUAUCAAAGAAAUGGUGUUCCAGCUACAGCGAGAAUGCUAUCAGAAGCACGAUCUCUGCUCUGCAGCCAAAGAGAAUGUCCAGGUCAUUGUGGAGAUGAUUCAUUUCAAAGACUUGCUACAACUUGAACCGUAUGUUGAUCUGGUGAAUAUAUUGCUCACUUGUGGAGAAGAAGUCAAAGAGGCCAUCACCCAGAGUGUCCAGGCCCAGUGUGAGCAGAAUUGGGGAAGUCUAUGCUCCAUCCUGAGCCUCUGUACUGUGGUUCCACAUGGAGAGUCUACCCUGGAAUCUGAGAAAAAGCCAAAUGAAGUCUCAAGAAUAUCCACUGGCCAAGGAAACCUUGUCAUUCACCCUCAGUCUGGUACAAGAGAGAAUUCUCAAAAUCCUAGAGGGGAAAGAGGUAGCAGGCUGCCUAUGAAUGCUCACGCUCGCACUAAAUCUGGGGGUCAUAAUUCCAAAGCAACUCAUGAGGCCUUUGAACAGAGAGAUGAACCUUCUGACUUCUCUGAUAUCCGAAGGUGAAAGGAAUAGACAACCCAACCUUUCCCCCUUCACCAAAAACUUCCUCCGUUGAGUUCAUUUUAUCUAGGGGCAUUCCAAAAAAUAUUUACAAGAUAAGGGGGCUAUGUCAAGCAUAGGGCAUUGCGGGUUAUGGGGCAGCAACAGCAUAUGUAUUAUAAGCUACAGAGGAAAAACAAUGACUGGGUCACUGAUUGUAUCCAACAAAUUCAAUGUGUAGAUGCAACAAAAUGUCUUCAUUUAAACCCUUUUUAAUUUCUUGAAAAACAAAUGUAGGUUUGGGUUGGCAAUAUUAUUUUUAAAUCAGGGAUAGAUACAAAUUAUGAUUUCUCCACUAAUGGCUUAGACUGUCUAGUUUAGAUUAAAUUCAAUAUAACUAAGUGUAACAUAAUUCAGUCUCUUAAAGAAAGUAUAAGGGUGUAAAUAACAUGGGCUGCCAUGGCAUUUGUAAGAAGACUAAUGAGUAUGGUAAAGGGGGCCUUCCAAUUGCAAACUUAGUUAUCCUCUGAGCCUACAUUCUGCUCCUUUUUAAGUGACACCAUCUGCCUUAAGUUUCCUUGUGCUGGUUUGGGCAGUUUAUUCCUCCAUCAUUCCUUUGAAAAUUAGUUAAUUGCAGAACCAGCUUCCAGAUAAGGCAAAUGUGCCUUCUCUGCUAGUUCAGUAUUAUGCAAAACUCUUUUUUUAAUAGGGUAAAUCUAAAAAGCCCCACUCCACUUCUGAUUUAAAUGGCUUUCAUAUUUUUCACAUGUUUUUCAGGCUUGAUGAAAAACCUCUUAAUAUGCUAUAUCAGAAAUCAAUAUCACAAGGGUUGCAGGGUUUUUAAGCUUUAAAGGCCACCGUUAUGUGGUAGCUGUUAAAGAAACAGUGUCAGUGAAGUGAGGACAAACCAAGCAGUACAAUGAUUUAAUCUGGUUAAAUAUGUGAAUUGCACACUUCUCCAUACCUCCAUCCUCAUUGCAUUUUCUUGGAAAUAUAGCUAACUUUGUCAAAUUAAUGGAACUUAUUUCACUGAGUAAGUUUGGAUUGCAACUUUCAUGGUCCCAAUUUAGUGUGUUAUAUUUCAUUGUGCUUUUAAUCAUGUCUGUUUUUUAUUAUUUGAACAUAUAAUUACUCAAUAUAUUUACACAUUGAAACUUCAGUCAACACUUUACUGGAAGCAGGUGUUCCUAAAACCUUUUAGAAAAGUGUUAAGCCUUUCUGGAAAACAGGACUGUCUAAAAUAUUUUGGGUGUAUUAUACCCAACUUUACCAAACAGGUAGAAACUUGGAUGUGUUGAGCUUCAAGUCCCAUAUUGCUGGAUGGGGAUUGUACUAUUUCUAAGCCAACUCAUUUGAAUGAUCAUAGCUUGGAGAAGGCAAUGUUAGCUAAUCAGGUAUCUUAGAAGGAAAGACUAGACCUUAAGUUACUUGUUCACAAAGAGUUUCAUACCUAAGAUUUUCUAGUUAGUACAUCUUUGGGUCAGCUGCAGCUGUUUAUAUGCAUAGAAUAUGGAAAGGUAGUCCUGAUAUUGUACUGACUGGAUAAGUCAUAAAUUGCAGAAAUAGAGCAGCUUAAUUAAAAUUAUUGUUCCACAACCUAGCAUGGACUUCAAAUUCCACUAUGAAGCUGUGGAUGGAAGUAUGAAGAUACCAGGUUUAGGAAUCUCAAAUGAAACCCAUUCCUCUUUGAUGAACAUAGAUAGAAAAAAGUAUAAGAACAUUGCAUUGUAGCUGCAGCUAGGAAACAUUAUUUGCAUUUUUUGGAAGGGAAACAGGUUUUUGUGAUUACGAUGGUCACAGUCCUAAAUCACCCUUUAAAACAAGGAAAUGUAUGAAAAAUGAUAUGUACCCUUUUUGAAAAUGAACUGAUAGAGGAAGAAUUGUGACCACUUCAAAAUAAAUCAUCACACAGAAGUUAAAAAGCCCAAAGAUCUAUUAGUAUGAUUCCCAACUUCUAAAUUUCAGUCUUUGAGAAGUCUAUCUGGGAAUCUAAACAUGUAUGUACCAUUGAAUGUCAGCAGAUCAUCUCAGUGUGCAUAUAAUUUAUCUUCUGUGAUCUAGUGAUGUUAAUAUUUGUUUCACAAAUAACGUUAAGAAUUUUGGGGGGGAGGGAGAUCACACAAGGCUAAUUUUCCUUUUUUCUCUCUGUGAAAAUUGGAUAUAUGUGUUCAUCUACUGAUUCGACAUAUUCUUUUAAUGUAAAUAUUUAACAUUUUUAUUUAUUAUUAUAUUUUCUCCAUUUAAAAAAAUUGAACUGAGCACUGCUGGCUAAGGUAAUUUAAAUAUAUGUCAGGACCUGUGUUGUAUAUAUUCAUGCCACAAGUACAUUUUUGUUAUUGUUUAGAUCAAGGAAAAUAUAAUUUUAUACACUCCAUAAAGUUAUUGACAGCAUCAAUCAUUUAUUUAUUAUCAUCAUUCAUUUCGAACAUAUACAAGUACAUUUAACCUAAUAGUUUUAUCAAGAUGUGUAUAGCUACUUACUUGAAAUUUUUAAAAUAAAAAAGUCAGCUGUCCACUAAGGGACUUAGUCACACUCUAACAAAAAAAAACUUAUUUUUAAUUAUAGACAUAAUUCAGAACAAAGCAUAUCAUUUGGGGUAUAUACAGUAGUUUUGUUCAGGCAAAGACCCAGAGCAUUCAAAACUUAACUUACUUGAAGGGAAGUUUGCUCAGGGUUGCUUUGGCAUAAUUAAGCAAGUGCUUAGUGCUUGCUUAGUUCUAUGAGAAAAAUCCUACCCUGAUUCUAGAGAAAUUUUUCUUCAUUAUGACAUCUUCCCCAUAAUUCUAAUUGUAAGAAUGAGUUCCCAUGGUGGGAGCACACCAAAAUCUAUCGCUCAUUCUUUUCUACAAAACGUUAUAAAAAGUAGCAGAAGAUACAUCACAUUCCACUGAGUUUUUAAACACAGGUUUUUGUGGAAGAGCAGAGUCAGAUCUGAGACCACUAAAAAUAAGGUUGUUUAGUGAGCCUGCUUAAAAGCAAUAAAUGGAGGUCUGGUUGACCAAACCAAAAAUGUUGGAUCCCUAUGUUAAAAUUAGAAAGAAUGAAACAAAACCUGUUUUAUUUAAACUGAUUAAGAAAGUUUUCAAAACAAAAACUCAAAAGCCACUCUCAAGGUUGCCCCCCCCCCCCCAACCUUUCAAGGAAGUUUUUGAAAUAUUUCUAGAAAGUGGACUACUUGAAGCUUCCCAUUGCAUUCUGUGAUUGGAGCAUAGAAUUGCCACCAUUUGAAACAACUGAAUUUAUACCAAAAUCCAAAUAAAACUAUUUUGUCCAAUUUCAAAACAAUGUAAGUUUGAAUUUGGAAUAUUUGAAACCUUUUAUUUCAAAAUGUUCCACACCCUUUCAGAACUGAUGUAAGUGCUGCAGCAAAAAUAUAUCUCUGGCGUAAUUUCCCAUACCUUGGAAAGCUGAGAAAAUCCAAAGAACAGUUGAUCUUGAAAGGAUAAUUUCAACACCGUCACUAAGCCGAAAUAGGAUAAUUUCAAGUAAAAUAAUAAUCAGGCUAUAUGGCCAUUGGGUUUUAACCCAGAAAACAGUCAUUUAAGAAAAAGUCAGUUUGGAAAUGAUUUCUAGCCUUAUUGAUGUAAAAUAAUAUUGAAUGUUUUGGUUUUAAUGCAUAAUGUCAUAUCCCUCAGUUUCCUUGAAUAUUUUUUAUCUUACAUAGACUAUGAUCAAGCAAACUUGUAAUUUCAUCUGGAUUUAGGUAAGAUGUUUUUCUUUCCACCACUCAACUUGCAUUAAUAAAUUAAAUGGUUACAGAUCAGUGUAUUAGAAACAGGGUUCCAUGAAAAUUUUGUAAAUCAGUAGCAUAUGUUAAAAGAAAUUAGAAACCAGAUAAUGAGGAAAGGGCUAGUAUGUAAGUAUAAAUAUGGGGAGGGAAAUGUGUACAUCCUGAAGGAUGUUGAUACUUCAUUCUGAAUUUGGCAGCAUUAGCAAAUCAAAUAAAUCCUGCCUGUACUUUUCCACAAAAGUUUGUUAACAAAUAGUUUUUUUAGAAGAAAGCAGGUAAGCAUUUGAAAAACUUGUUUUUUGGUGGGGGAAGUCUAUUAGAUGUGGGAAAGGACAACUGAAUAAAAGCACUAUUGGGAAAGGUGUUUCACUCACAAUGUUAGGAUGAAAAGUUGAUUAGUCCAAGGUAAACUAUGAUCAAGCACCAAGUUGGUCCUAGUUGAAAAAGCUACAAAUCUAAAUUGGUUCAAAACAAAUGCAGAAUUUGGCUGCAGAAAUUCAGAAUACCACUAGGUAGCAGCAGUGGGAGACAAAUCCAAUCAUUUGUUGCCAUCGUGUGGUCAUCCAGAUUUUUUUAUUCUAGAUAUACAGUAGUAACUUUGGGUACUAGAAGAAAGACAGUGGAUAGUUCUAAGAAGAAAUUGUGGAAGAUAAUGACUAUUCAUAAUUAUUCCCUUCAGGAUAAGGUAGCAUGAGAAGAUUCGUAUUCCUGUCCUGCUUGGGAAUCUUCUCAGAUCCAGAAAGGUUCUUUUUUCAUUAUUAAAUAGACCCACAGAAUUAGAGUCCUCAAUUAAAAGCUGACUAACUCUAAAGAAAUCUAUAGAAUAUCAAUUCCUAUGCCUACAACUCUAAAUGAAGACCUCAAACUAAAACAUUCUUAAGUUUGUACAAAUAGAGUUUAAACUCAUCCUGUUUUCAGGUUUCCUCCCUUCAUCAGAAUGAAAAUCUUACUCAUUUCUUUCACAUCCAUCAAAAAUAGCUGCGCAAAAUCAUGAACAAUGUAAUUUUGACAAGACUAUCACAUUUCAAGGCAUUUGAAAUUUAAACGAGAAAUCUCAUGGCAAGCUAGAAGUGCCAAAUAUAAACCUUAAAUUUAGAGCUUUCACUUUAGUUUUCAAACUUGUCUGGGUGUGACUUUAUGUCACAAAGGUAUCACAUGUAUCACAGGGCACUUCCAAGUUAAUGGCUCAGUAAGAUCAUGUUCCAAGCAUUAAUUUUUUUUAAAAAAAAAAGGAAGGGGAAAAUGAAGAAAAAAUAACCAACAAUUUUUUGGGGGGGAAGUUUGGUUGAAUUUCCUAGGUAACUUAUUUUAAUAAUGAGCUCUUUAAGAAUUAAGGUUGAAAGUUGUGGGAUUUAGGUUGUUUGGUUUUGAUCUUGAUUAUAAUUUUGUGAUUUCAUUGAAAUCUUGCCUUGGGAUUCAGAAACAAGAUAAAUUCUCUCCACCCACACACUCAGAAUCUGAAUUUUUAUUAAAUCAACAAUUAGCACAAGCAAAUUACUUGUAUUUCCUAAGAACGGGCCAGGAGAGAAAUUUUGAGCAUGGCUUCAGCAAGACUUAACAGUUGCCCAAAAUGCAUGUUUUGGGCCCUUUUCUAUAUAAUUCAAAAGGUAAUCCCAUUUAUACCCUCAGAAGAGGUAUGAGUUUGCAAACCUAAAUUUGAUUUCCAGGAAUCUGUCUCGCAAUUUCCUUUUUAUAAAUAUGCUUGUCCUCCAGAGUUUUUCAUAAUCCUAAUUCAGAUUAGCCACUGUUCCCUUAUCAGUUAUGUAGGAAAGUGAUUUCUUAUCCAAAUAAGAUGACCUACAUGCUAGGCAUAGUAAUUAAAACUUGGCAGGAGUUGUUGUUUUGCAAGCACUGGUUUGGCAUUACGGGGCCAAACUAUUUUUUAAAAGACGCUGGGAGUGGCUCAUUAUUUUGCAUCUCGUCUCUAUUUUCCUCAUUUUUUUAUGAGGAAGUUAAAAACUUAAAACAAUCCUGUGUGAUGUCACCACAUUGUAUGCCUCCUGAUCCCUACUUAACAUAGUUUGCGGUGGAGUGAGGGCAGGACAAAAACAUUGUCUAAGGAUAGCAUGCCACACCUUGUUAUAAGGAAGAGAAGGGAAAGAGGUUCAGAGCAACAGCCAUUCUAACACUCAUUUUGACCUUUGGCCAAAUGCCAGGCCAUAGAAAUCCUGCCAAUUUUCUAUUGUUGCUGCUAAGGAAAGUUGUUACUGUGUGCAUUCUACCCUAGAAAUAGUUGGACCCUCUAUUUGUUGAAGGAGUCUAGUUUGCAAAACAAUGAGAAACGUGAAAAUGCAAAAAAUAUCAGCCUAAUUGAUUACACAAUUUCCUUCAGUUGUGCUCCAAUAAAUCCAGUCUAUUGGCUUCUGCAC
This is a messenger RNA of Notechis scutatus (mainland tiger snake), 7390 nucleotides long. It is a transcript of the gene STC2, whose product is annotated as stanniocalcin 2. Gene Ontology annotation, molecular function: hormone activity. Gene Ontology annotation, biological process: intracellular calcium ion homeostasis. NCBI's taxonomy places the organism in Eukaryota, Metazoa, Chordata, Lepidosauria, Squamata, Elapidae. The record is from RefSeq and is a predicted model, not a curated record. Gene Ontology annotation, cellular component: extracellular region.